Molecule: messenger RNA, 879 nt
Organism: Symbiodinium sp. CCMP2592
Lineage: Eukaryota; Dinophyceae; Suessiales; Symbiodiniaceae
Source: the annotation of a GenBank genome assembly
AUGCCCGGUUCGCGGCGGAGCCUCUUCGCCAAUACUUGCAUUGCAACUGUUGGUGGUGCGUGCUGUGGGCGAGACGCCUGGGCGGCCAAUGUGCCCUACUGUGAAGAGCAUGCGGGCCAUGGCGACCCCAGCUGCAUGGUCCGGGAGAUCCCUCGUGUGGGCAAGAUCCUGGUCGCUGCACGACCGCUACCCAAGGGCUACCGGCUGGCAUGGUGGGGACGCUGCUGUCGAAAGGCCGAGGCAAAGGACCUUAGCCGCUGCUUUGAGUUGUCGCACAGGCCGGGCUGGGUCAUCGAUCCGACCGACCACCCGGGGAGUCUGCUGCAGUACUGCGCUGCCCCGGGCCCAAGCGAGGCCAGCACCCUGGCGUGCACCACGAAGAUCCACACCGCCGGCGGUGCGGGAUUCGGAUGUUGGUUCUUCCAGACACGGCACUGCGUCGCCAAAGGCGAGCAACUUCUGAUGCCGUACAACAAACGUUUCUUCGAGGAGAGAGGUCUCCAGCGUGUCAAUGUGGGGACCUCAGAGUACCCUGCGCGGCCACGGCGUGGCCACGAGGCGAAGGCUGGAUCCACACACGUCGAUGAUCAAGGUCCUCCGGACGAAUCCAGCCCGGUGAUGCCAGAGCCACAAGAGCCUGCGCAGGCGCCUGGCCAUGGGAGGCCGUCAGUGGCCUUGCUGAAACGCAAAGCGCGACACCAGCCAGGUUUCGCAGACGAGGACGAUGAAGGCGCGACGGGUGGCUGUCACUGUGGGGGAGAGGAGUCUCAGUCACCCGCGAAGCGAGGGUUCCGAGACGGCUGGAGUGAGCAAAAAGACGCCCUUAGGGUUGGGAGGUUUCAGGAUUUCUCGAAGCACCUCCCAGUGAUCCAGUCGUAG